Amyelois transitella is the source of this 598-nucleotide messenger RNA. Its product is annotated as cuticle protein 1-like. Gene Ontology annotation, molecular function: structural constituent of cuticle. The transcript is spliced from 3 exons. The record is from RefSeq and is a predicted model, not a curated record. Lineage: Eukaryota; Metazoa; Arthropoda; Insecta; Lepidoptera; Pyralidae. The coding region runs from base 25 to 300 and encodes 91 amino acids.
AACAGUCGAGAGGAUAAUACUAAUAUGUACGCCAAAUUGUUCAUCGUCCUCGCCCUGGCCGCGGCAGCGCUGAGCCGCGAGUACCCGGCCGGCGUCCACCCCGCCGUCUGCCCCAACUACCCGUACUGCGACACGUCCGCCCUGGCCAGGCACACGCCUGACGGCCAGCCCAUACCUGAGUGGGUGUACAACCCUAGCAUCUUGCCUGUGGCGCCUGUUGACCCCAACCAUGCCGCUGCUCCCCGCUACCCCGCCGACUUCAACCCCGCUCUAUGCCCGAACUACCCCUACUGCUGGUGAACAAAAAAAAAUCUUAACCCUGCAAAAAAAGUAAAAUUCAGACUUCGAAUCCAAUUUGAACUCUUUAAAAUAAUACAAUUGAAAAUCGAACCAUAAUAAAAAUUCAAAAAAUAUUAGCACUCUCAAAAUGGCGUACAUUUUGUCAAUGGUUUGAUGGAUAGUUCGAUUUCUUUAAAAAGUAAUAGGUCUAUAAUUUAAGUCUGUUUUUCAUUCGUGAAUCUUUUCUCAUUGCCAUAUCAUUGUAAAUAGAAUGAGUGUGUCUUUAAAGUUGAAAUAUUGAUUGUAAAAACGUUGUAAA